Molecule: messenger RNA, 2025 nt
Organism: Exophiala dermatitidis NIH/UT8656
Lineage: Eukaryota; Fungi; Ascomycota; Eurotiomycetes; Chaetothyriales; Herpotrichiellaceae
Exons: 1
Coding region: 1022-1822 (266 amino acids)
Source: RefSeq, a predicted model, not a curated record
AUGCACUGCUCCUUCGCCCGACUUUGUCUGAGAUGAAAUGUGCAAUAGCACUAUCAGACUGAGCCAUCGACUAAGUAUAGCAGCAACUGAUCGUCCGGAAUUCAAAGCUUUUUCGUCCCGUGGUCUCCUCAGACUAGUGCCAAACGCGUACCACGGGUUAACAAGCAAACUUUCCUCCACGUCGAGCACGACUGGGCCAAGUUCAGUCCAGUUUGUCCUUGGACACACUUGGAAAGUAUGUUUUCCUCUGGGUAAGGCGUCUCGUGGGCGGCAAAGCGAAGCGUCAAGAUGAGCUCGCAACGAGGUCGAUUCGAGGCAUUGCAUCUAUUCGACGAAGAAAACCACGGUCUUUGACAUUGCCGAUAAGUCUGGAACGUACAGACGCGUUGUCUUUUUUCACACCAAAAAGUCGAGGGAUUUGAACUGAUCGCGUUCCCCUCGUGGCAAAGGGAACCAAACUUUUCUUCUGACUAUGUCCUUUUUGGUAUCCUCCAAGUUUCAGUAUCCUUCGUUACGGCAAGGAUCCUCUGCACUCUAAGCACAGUAUGCUUUCUGGUGUCGGGGUAUAUAUUGACUUUUCCCUGAUCCAUAUCAUAACCACGAGAACCUGUGACAAUAUCCUAUGGUACGCGAGUGCCUAACUGUGUUGUUAUGUCUGGAACCGUUGUCUACGUGCACCAAAGGGCCGUGAGGACCGGCGCUGAUCCUGUGCCAUUCUAUUCAGCCUGGAGCCCUAGGUCCUGUUGAAGGGUAUAAGUAUGUUCCCUUUUCCUGGUACUGCAACUUGUACAUCCAGCAAACUCCCAAGAGCAGCUUUGAUCAUACGGAGCACACCAUAAACACAAGAAACACCAUUCACAACACAUCUACUCUUGCAUAACUGGGAUCCUCCUCAAGUUAUCCACACCCCUUCUUUCUCUCACACCGGAAGCCCGACCCAGCUUCAUCCUCACCUUACCUCCUCAACCUUAACGACCUCUUACACUCCAACCUCCCUUCCUCGACACCCAACAUCAUCACCAUGGUGUCCUCCCGAAGCAACAAUGGCAACACCCACCCCUUUGGCUCGUCCUCCUCCCCGCUUACAAGCACCAUGUCUCUUGGCCAAGCAGGGUCAUUUGCCCACAUCGAGCAUGCCGAGGCGGUGUCUGACAGCAGCACCGGAACCAACACCCCUACCUCCCGCACCUCCUCCUCCCCCAUUGACAUCCCAAUGCCCAGACGCUCCGCUUCCAUCGAAGCAGAGGCAGGCAGCCAACCAUUUUCCUGGGACCGGCCCGGGAACAACGAAGCCGUCGACUUCCACGUCGACGACUCAAUCGCCCGAAGAACGAGGGCCGAAAUGCACCUCGCAGAGGCAGAAGCAGAGGCAGACUCGGAGUCGGAGUCUGCAGACAAUUGGAGCACCAGGGCCAACGCUGGCGACGACGACGACAACGACAGUGGCUACAACAGCAGCCACGAGGGCACCGAACUGUGGGGACAUGGCGGUAUCUGGCCCGUCUGGUCCAUGGAACUGGAACCUUUUGCUUCUUCCUGGAGCUAUACUAGUCGGCGCCUUCCUGGUAGCCACCGCAUCAGGCGCCGCAAUGAGCGGACCUCUCCUCCUCCUCCUCCUCCUUCUCCUGAGCCAGCGGCAGAAGGGAGACGGGAACAUUACCGGGUCGUGCCACUGGUCGAGGCCGACGACACAGAUGGCUUCGAGGUGCCUUGGAUUCCGUUGAUCGGGAGGAUCGAGGAUCUUUUGUCCUGGCCGGUCGGGAGUCCUCGUCCUGCUCGUCGGGGCAUGAUCCCUGUUGUGGCCGAGGAAGAAGAGGAAUAGUGAUCGUGGCGUUGUGGACAGGGCCCCCUAGCCUGCCAGUGACAGAGCUUGUGCUCGGCUUUUCUGCAGGAGAUUUGCACUGCUACGUCCCUAGUAGUAGGGAUAAUUACAGCCACAGAUAGUAGUAGUGAUACCUUUUCUCUCUGCAUUAGUUGUGAUAGUGGUAGUUCUGCAGGCAGUAUAAUGCUAAAGUUCUAGGCAUA